AACAAAGCAGCAGAGACGGCCAUUACAUUUCCCCUUUGCGGUAAAAGCUUUCUGGUAAGAGAUCUUGGAUCCUCUAAAAGGGUCGAGAUUUGACCUUUCUUUUCCUUUUCGGCCGUAUAAAAAGAGGUCGAUUCGCUGAAAUCGCUUCAGAGAUCUUCGAUCCGAGGCUUCUUUCUGCAUCAACCCGUUGGUUUAAACCAUGGGUGUGGAGAUGGUGGGAGCUGAUUUUACACAAGGACAGACAAGGGAUGGUAUCCAAGAAAAUGUUGAUAUUGUGAAACCAAAUCAGGGAUCAGAACCUGAAGAAACUAUCAAAUUUGGUAUUGUGGAUGGUGCAAAUGGUACAACAAAUGGACCCACCAAGAGCGAAGCUGAUCCUGCUAGCAAUGCCAACUUCCCCAAGGAUGCACUCGACGAGUGGCCUGCACCAAAGCAAAUUCAUUCUUUCUAUUUUGUCAGGUUUAGGUCCUAUGAAGACCCGAAGCUGAAAGCUAAACUUGAUCAGGCUGAUAAGGAGAUUCAGAAGAAGAAUCAAGCUCGUUUUCAGCUAACUGAAGCAAUAAAGGCAAAAAGGUCAGACCGAGCAGCUGUGAUUUCACAACUGAAGCCGUUAACUGCAGAGGAUAGACGGUACAAAAUGAUUUUGGAUGAGAAGAGAAAGGAAUUGGAACCGCUUCAAGCUGCUCUGGGCAAGCUCCGUAGUGCAAGCAACACUGCCAGAGAGAAGGGUGUGGGCUUAUGCUCUUCAGAGGAAGAGCUUAAUGAUCUUAUUGCUAGCUUGCACUAUCGCAUGCAACAUGAGAGCAACACCUUAGUCGAGGAGAAGCAGUUGCUUCGAGAAAUCAAACAGCUUGAAGGGACCAGGGAUAAAGUUAUUGCCAGUGCUGCUAUGAAGGCAAAGAUCCAAGAUUCACUAGGUCAAAGAGAUGCUAUUCAGGACCAGGUCAAACUUAUAGGUGGUAAUUUGGAUGGGGUGAGAAAGGAGCAGCAAGCAGUUAGGACGAAAAUAAAGCAUCUAGAGGAAGAAUUGAAUGCCAUAGACAAUGAGAUUGCUUCCAUGCAGGAGGAAUUGACAGCUCUGAGCCAGAAAAGGGAUAAAGCGUAUGAAACACUUAAUGAAUUGAGAAAACAGCGUGAAGAAGGGAAUACAUACUACUACCAAAACCGUUCGCUCUUGAACAAUGCCAAAGAUCUUGCGGCAAAGAAGGACAUAGCGGCACUGGAGGAGCUUUCUCAUGCAGAGAUGAAGAAAUACAUGUCACUAUGGAACAGUGAUAAGGCCUUUCGAGAUGAUUAUGAGAAAAGGAUCUUACCAUCUCUUGACAGCCGACAAUUGAGUCGUGACGGUCGGAUGAGGAACCCUGAUGAGAAACCAAUAGUUUCAGAGCUACCAACUCCUACUGAAACAGAGGCACCACCAGUGAAAGCUAACAUAAAGCGAACAAAGGAACCUGUUAAUGCCCCUCUGGAGCAUGAACCUGUCUCCAUCAGUACGGUUCCAAAAGAAGGCAUUAAUAAACCAACAGAUGUGGUAGUGAAAGCAAAGGGGAAUGUCUCUGAGGACACUGAGGACUUCUACAUGCCUGAAAAGCCAAAGGAGUCUCCGGCAACCAACGGUAUUGAUGCAGCAAAGUUGAAGGAGAUGAAAAGAGAAGAGGAGAUUGCCAAGGCCAAGCAAGCUUUAGAAAGGAAGAAGAAGUUGGCGGAGAAAGCAGCAGCAAAGGCUGCUAUAAGAGCUCAAAAGGAAGCUGAAAAAAAGCUCAAGGAGCGUGAAAAGAGAGCUAAGAAGAAGGCAGGGGUAUCAGCACCUGCUGCUGAUGCUGACGUGGUUGAAGAGGAGAAAGAUGCUGAAAAUGACCCAGAAAAAACCGAAGCGAACGUUGAAGCUCCAGUUCUGCCGAAGGGUAAAGAACCAAAGGAGACAGUCAGGUUCAGAAACCGGUCGAAAGCCAAGGAGCCACUUCCAAAGGGCAUCACCCUAAAGAGGAAGAAGUCGCCUUCAUACUGGGUAUGGGCUGCUUCCGCUUCUGUAGCAUUAGUUCUGAUACUUGCUGCACUCGCAUACUACUAUUUUCUCUGAAAAAAGAAGAAACUAGCAUUUGCUUUUAGACAGACAGAGGAUGUGGUAGUGGGCCAAUUUUCCAGUUGAAGAGAUUGUAAGAGAGACUGGCGUGGUCCUUGCACUAGUAAUGGACUUUUAAAAAAAAAAUUAUUCUUUCUUUUUCUUUACAUCCUGUGUGAAGGGGAUGCAGACAACUGCAUUAUGUUCCUUAUACCUCUUGUAGUGUUGAGAUUUAGGCCGACCGAACAUGUCUAGGUAUUGUGGUAGCUGCUGUGGUUUGUGUUCCUUUGGAUAUUGUGACUUCAUAAUCCUUCAAUGUUGGACGUCUCUGUUGGUUAUUCUUUUCA
Magnolia sinica is the source of this 2409-nucleotide messenger RNA. Its product is annotated as proton pump-interactor 1-like. The record is from RefSeq and is a predicted model, not a curated record. Bases 200 to 2080 code for a protein of 626 amino acids. Lineage: Eukaryota; Viridiplantae; Streptophyta; Magnoliopsida; Magnoliales; Magnoliaceae. The transcript is spliced from 8 exons.